Aspergillus homomorphus CBS 101889 is the source of this 4180-nucleotide messenger RNA. RefSeq names its product histone methyltransferase SET1 (gene set1). The record is from RefSeq and is a predicted model, not a curated record. Lineage: Eukaryota; Fungi; Ascomycota; Eurotiomycetes; Eurotiales; Aspergillaceae. Gene Ontology annotation, molecular function: protein binding; nucleic acid binding; histone H3K4 methyltransferase activity. The coding region runs from base 278 to 4024 and encodes 1248 amino acids. Gene Ontology annotation, cellular component: Set1C/COMPASS complex. The transcript has 2 exons.
CUUCCAACGUCCCACCCGCUUCUCCUCCCUUUUUUACUGUGUCAAACGACCUCCUUCCUGCAGUGCCCAAUCAUCCCUCUCGCCUUGCUUCCCGUCUCAGCAUACACUACCCGCUUCCAGUUUUCCCAAGGUUCGUCAAUUUGACUCUUCACGUUACCGCCUUUGGUUCCAGGAGCAUAUUCCGGCAAUACAUCGCCCAUUAAUCAACAGGCAUAUAUCAAGGAUGCGGCUUGGUAGUCACGAUUCUCGUGGUUUUGGCUGGUAGCCAUCUCUCAUCAUGUCGCGCGCCUCAGCAGGUUUUGCAGACUUUUUUCCCACCGCUCCAUCGGUUCUACAGCAGAAACGCAAAGCCACCCAGGACAGGCCCCAUUCCAAAGUCCAUACAAAUCACGAUGUCGACCACGAAACACUUGCAUAUUCCGCAGAGCCUCCGGGUGUCAUUGCUAUGGGGGUCAGCACUACAAGCGCAACUUCAACGGUCGAAUUGCCCCGGGAUAUGAAGAAUACGUUAUCCGAUACAUGCCCGGAUGGAUUGUCAAGCUCCACAAACAAGAGUCUUUCCACGCCUCACGCUUCUGCAUUACCACCCGGCGCGACAUCUAGCAGCGAAGGACGCUUAGAUACGCUGACGCCGCUUACGAAUGCAGACUCCCCACCCACUCAGAAGCUCAGUCCAGGUCGAUCCAAGUCAAUGGCUACAGUGGAUGUUCUAUCAAAAUAUCCUAGAGUUGAUGAAACGAAGCCAGCCAUCACCUUGCUUCAAACCCCAGCAACACCACAAUCUCAGGGACGCUCGGUUGGGAAUUCCAGAGGAUGGAAAAUCAUCUUCGACCCUGAAACGGAAAGACGAACAUCGAAAGACAAACGGAGAAAGGCGCGCUAUUCGGAAAUCAAUUCCAACGGACAGGUUGAUAGGCCACCAGACCCUCGACUGGGCAUACUUAAUUAUGUACGUGGUGCCGGCUGCAAGCAGAAAACAAAGUUUCGACCGGCCCCAUAUGCGUUGCGACAAUGGGUGUACGAUGCUACUACCACCAUUGGGCCUGGGCCUCCGAUCCAGAUAGUGGUUACUGGGUUUGAUCCUCUGACCCCGAUUGCACCAAUCAGUGCAUUAUUUUCCAGCUUCGGAGAGAUUGCCGAGAUAAAUAAUCGUACUGAUCCAAUAACCGGCAGAUUUCUUGGGAUCUGUUCCGUGAAGUACAAAGAUAGUGUGUCGUUCCGAGGAGGCGGCCCGGUACUCGCAAUGAAUGCGGCAAGGCGAGCCUACUAUGAGUGCAAGAAAGAGCAGCGCAUCGGGACACGGAGGAUCCGAGUUGAAUUAGAUCGAGAUGGCGUCGUUUCCGACAAGAUAGUGUCAAGAGCGAUCGACUCCCAGAGAAUGGGAUACAAGAACAAUCUCUCAGUCACCGAAGAGGCGAAAGCCAGUCUCUCUGCCAAUCUCAAUGAGCCUCCCCCGUCAGCCCCAAAAGGUCCAUCGGGAAGGCCUUCGAUGCGGCCGGCAGCCGUGAUUCCUGAAGGACCAAGAGCUAGUUUCUUCAAAUCACUUGUGCCAUCGUUGGUUGAGGAAAUCCCUAUUUUGAGUCAAAUCAAGCGAGACCCAUAUAUCUUCAUUGCGCAUUGCUAUGUUCCAGUCCUUAGUACGACCGUUCCUCACCUGAAAAAAAGGUUGAAAGUAUUCGAUUGGAAAGAUAUUCGAUGUGACAAGACGGGUUAUUACAUCAUUUUCGAAAAUUCUAGGCGAGGCGAAGAGGAAACAGAACGUUGCUACAAGAUGUGCCACAUGAAGCCUUUGUUUACCUACAUCAUGAACAUGGAAAGCCAACCCUAUGGCAAUCCAGGCUACGAGCGCAGCCCCAGCCCAGAGAGGCUGCAGGCAGAGCAGCGAGAGCGAGCGAAAAUGGAUAGGAUCAAGAGAGAGGCUGAACUGGACCUCGAAGAAGAGAAAAGACAGAGAGCAAAUGACCUGGAUCCUUGCAAGGAAGUGGUAGCAAUAAUUGUUCGGGAUUUAAAGGAUAAACUGCUCGAAGACGUCAAAUCUCGGAUUGCUGCACCUACCUUGUAUGAUUACCUUGACCCAGACCGACAUGCCGCAAAACGGAAACAGCUCGGUAUACGUGAUCCAGAAGGGGCGAAACGACCUUUGUUCCAGAUUGGCAUAAAUAGUCCAGUGGGGACACCAGAUUCACGCUCAGAAUUAUCCACAGCCCGUCACCCUUUCAGUUCCUCAAACUUGAGCAUCCUUGCGCUUCCACGUAUUAGGAAGGCUCACCGUCUCAACCACACAGACACCGCUUUCUUAGAUGAGAGGCGUAAACAGCCAUCGCGGAGGAAAGACGUUCGACCUCUUUAUCACCGACUACAACAACUACACCACGUGGACGAUUCAGAUGACGAGCAGAGGACGCCGUUUACAAGGGACACUGAUGAUCCAGACAGUCGUGCCCCAAGUCGGAUGAGCUCGGAGUCGUCGGACUCGGAGGAUAUUGAUGGAUCUGCCCCUGAGACAUUUGACUUAUCUACUCCAGGAAAGGCUGAUGGCGAGAUUUUGUACAGUGCACUUCCGAAAAACAACAUUGAUUCCUUGGCCGAACCGGUUAAUGAUGUUCCGUAUGAUGCUUCAUCUCGUGAGCUGCACGAACUCUCCCCUGCAUCGCGCAAGAGAAAACGAGAAGGUGACACAGCCAACUCGCGAAAGAGGCAUAAAGAUGACAACGACCUCUUUGGAGUCGAUCUUGGUAGAGUUUCAGAGAGUAGAAUGGAAAUGGAAUCAUCUAUCGACAUGGAGAUUGUUGAAAGGGACGUUGCCAAUGGAAAUUUUUAUAUCGCCAGCAGCAAAGAUCCGAUUGGUGGUCAUGAUACCGGACAUUCAACGCGGACAGACGACACUGCAAGACUUGUGUGUUCCCAGGCGGCUGUUGAGGCCGAACCCCUUGACGAAGAUCACAGCUGCGUCUUCGUUCCCGUCAGCCAAAGUGACCUUGAAGCCCAGAGGGAAGUGUCAAGGACUGAGAUCGAAUGGAAGGUUUCCAAUGACGAGCCUAGACCGACGGUCGAGGACGACGAAGCUAUCGUGCUUGAUCUUGAUGGAUGGCAGAAUCUCAUAAAAGACGGCGAGGACCUGGGUUUCCUUCGUGACGUACUGGAAGGCUUGCCAAUAUCCAACGUUGGAAGUCUUUCUGCUUGGGCUUGGAGACAAAAGGAAAUCAAAGCCCUCAACCGCCCAGGAGAAGUAGGGCCCGUGCGCGAAGAGACCAGUAUCCUUGGCUAUUAUGUCUCGAAUAUCACAGGAGCAGCAAGGACGGAGGGGAGAAAGAAGAUUCUGGAAUCGGAGAAGUCGAAAUAUUUGCCACACCGUAUCAAAGUUCAAAGGGCUCGUGAAGAGCGAGAAGCGAAGGCAAAGAAUGACCCUCAUACUGUUGCUGUCGAAGCCGCAAGGAUUGCUGCAGCCAAGACGAUAUCAAAAUCCACUUCCAGAUCCACAAGAGUCAAUAAUCGCCGACUUAUCGCCGAUAUCAACGCGCAAAAGCAGGCUCUCCCAACUCAGAGCGGCGACGGCGAUGUUCUUCGUUUCAAUCAGCUGAAAAAGCGAAAGAAACCAGUUCGCUUCGCUCGGUCUGCGAUUCAUAAUUGGGGCUUGUAUGCGGAGGAAAAUAUCUCGGCCAAUGAUAUGAUCAUCGAAUACGUGGGUGAGAAAGUCCGGCAGCAGGUUGCAGAUAUGAGAGAACGACGGUAUUUGAAAAGUGGAAUCGGCAGCAGUUACCUAUUUCGUAUCGACGAGAACACGGUCAUUGAUGCCACAAAGCGAGGAGGCAUUGCAAGGUUUAUUAACCACAGUUGUACACCUAAUUGCACUGCCAAGAUCAUCAAAGUGGACGGUAGUAAAAGGAUCGUCAUAUAUGCCUUGAGGGACAUCGAAAGAGACGAAGAGCUUACGUAUGAUUACAAGUUCGAAAGGGAAUGGGACAGCGAUGACAGGAUCCCCUGUCUAUGUGGUUCUACUGGCUGUAAGGGCUUUCUCAACUAGGAACGGAUUCAAAUUGAAGCUACACGGCCUGAAUUCGGGAUAAGUCUCGUCAUGAGAACUGUCAUGAGCUCCCUGCCGCAUUGCGGCAUGCAAAUCUACCACAUAGACAUUGAGCAAGUAGUAUUAAUCUGAUGGCGUCGAACAAAUUGCGUGUCU